AUGGCUACCAGAUCCAGAUCUGAUUCCUGUGAACUCACAGUGGACACCAACACAGUGAACAGAAACCUCAGACUGUCUGACAACAGGAAGGUGACACGUGUGAGACAGGACCAGCCGUAUCCUGAUCAUCCAGACAGAUUUGACUGCUGGCCUCAACUGCUGUGCAAAAAUGCUCUGACUGGUCGCUGUUACUGGGAGGUGGAGUGGGAAGGAGAGGUUUUUAUAGCGGUGAGUUACAGAGGAAUCCAAAGGAAAAAAAAGAGUGAUGAGUGUUGGUUUGGAGGGAAUGAUCAGUCCUGGAGUCUGAGCUGCUCUGACGGUGGUUACUCUGUGUGGCACAGUAACAGAGAAACAUUCAUCUCCUCCUCCUCCUCGGUGUCUGACAGAGUAGCAGUGUAUGUGGACUGUCCUGCUGGAACUCUGUCCUUCUACAGAGUCUCCUCUGACACACUGAUCCACCUCCACACCUUCAGCACCACAUUCACUGAAACUCUGUAUGCUGGGUUUGGAUUUGGUUUCUGGUCAUCUGAAUCUUCACUUUCUCUGUGUUCUUAG
Oreochromis aureus is the source of this 555-nucleotide messenger RNA. RefSeq names its product neoverrucotoxin subunit alpha-like. Gene Ontology annotation, molecular function: protein binding. NCBI's taxonomy places the organism in Eukaryota, Metazoa, Chordata, Actinopteri, Cichliformes, Cichlidae. The record is from RefSeq and is a predicted model, not a curated record. The coding region runs from base 1 to 555 and encodes 184 amino acids. The transcript is spliced from 2 exons.